Galeopterus variegatus (Sunda flying lemur) is the source of this 1021-nucleotide messenger RNA. RefSeq names its product fibronectin. Gene Ontology annotation, cellular component: extracellular region. Bases 8 to 328 code for a protein of 106 amino acids. The transcript is spliced from 3 exons. Lineage: Eukaryota; Metazoa; Chordata; Mammalia; Dermoptera; Cynocephalidae. The record is from RefSeq and is a predicted model, not a curated record.
CUGUCUUAUGCGUGCUUCUGACUUGUGCCUGACUGUAGAUGAGGCAACGUGUUAUGAUGAUGGGAAGACAUACCACGUAGGAGAACAGUGGCAGAAGGAAUAUCUUGGUGCUAUUUGCUCUUGCACAUGCUUCGGAGGCCAGCGGGGCUGGCGCUGUGACAACUGCCGUAGACCAGGGGCUGAACCUGGUUCUGAAGGCUCCACCGGCCACUCCUACAAUCAGUAUUCGCAGAGAUACCAUCAGAGAACAAACACUAAUGUUAAUUGCCCAAUUGAGUGCUUCAUGCCUUUAGAUGUACAGGCUGACAGAGAUGAUUCCAGAGAGUAAUAUUUCCAACCCGAAGGAACAAGCAUGUCUCUCUGCCAAGGUCCUUCCUACUGGAGUGAUGUUAGCAGACCCAGUCGUACAGUGUUUGUUUCUUUCUUAAGCCUUUUGCUCUGGAGUAAGUUCUCCAGCUUCUGCUCAAGUCACAGCUUCUCCAAGCAUCACCCUGGGAGUGUUUUGAGACUUUUCUCAUAAAUGAGGGCAGUACGUUGCCUGUUCUGCUUCGAAGUAUUCAAUACCGCUCAGUAUUUUAAGUGAAACGAUUCUAGCUUGUGAUUUGGUUUGAGAUCAAUAGGGAAGCAUAUGCAGCCAACCAAGAUGCAAAACAUAUUGAAAUGAUGUUACCAAAAUUUUACGUAGGAAAGUUACCCAAACACUUCUGCUUUCACUUAACUGUCUGGCCCACAAUACUGUAGGAUCGGCAUGUCCCUAUUACUGUGAUAUUUUAAAUAUCCACAGUACUCACUUUUUCCAAAAGAUUCAAGUGAUUGCCUAGAAAUAUUUUUCUCUUACCUGUUAUUUAUCAAUUUUCCCAGUAUUUUUAUAUGGAAAAAAUUGUAUUGAAGACACUUAGUAGGCAGUUGAUAAGAAGAAUUCGGUAUAAUUAUGGUUGGUGAUUAUUUUUUAUACUGUACAUGCCAAAGCUUUACUACUGUGGAAAGACAACUGUUUUAAUAAAAGAUUUACAUUCCACAA